UUGUGUUUGUGUGUGUGUGUGUGUGUGUUUCUGUGUGUGCAUCAGUGUGGGUGGGUGAUUGCGCGUUGGGUGUGUCUUCUGUGGCUAUGUCUCUGUGUCUCUGACUGAAUGAUUGAGUGAGUAAGCGUGCGUGCAUGUGUGUGUGUGUGUGUGUAUGUAUGUGUGUGUUUGUGCUUGUGUGUUCACGGAGCAUGGUGCCCUGCAACUUAGGGUCAGUUGUCAGAGUUGUGCUGGGUCAUGUUGACAGUCGGCUAGUGUUCCGGGCUGUUCUGCUGGAUUAAAGCAGAACCAUGGUGGAUUUCUACUCCCAAAUCAAUCAGAAGGGCCAGGGGCAGACCAUACGGACCCACGCCAGGGUUCCGGUCGAGGAGGAUGGCAAUCCGGUGUACGUGAACUUGCCCGCAUUCCGCCGGAAGCCCACCGAGCCGCCGUUCGACUCCUCCGAGCCGUCCGGCACUUCGCCUCCCCUCCAGCCGUCCUCCCCCCCCUCCUCCUCCUCCCUGUCCCCGUCCCCCGACCUCGACUACGACCUCGUGCGCAACGCCCCUCCUGCUGAGCCCCACUCCGAGGGAUGGGAGGUGCACGUUGACGAGGAGAGCGGUCAGGAGUACUUCUACCACGCGGCCUCGGGUCAGACCACCUGGGACCGCCCCCCCGCCAUGGACCUCCAGGACCCCCUGGCCUCCCCGCGCUCGCCCCGCUCCCCGUCCCCGUCCCCCUCCACGCCCCCCGUGGGGCCGGCACCCGUCCCCCCGCUGGCGGCCAGCCCCCCCGGGUGGCGCGCGUCCGACUGGGAGCGCCUGGUGGACGAGGCCAGCGGGAGGCCCUAUUACUACAACCACGCGUCCGAAGAGACGUCCUGGGACCCGCCCGACGGGAUGCACACACACGCCUCGCCCAAAACACAGCAUUCCCCGGAUGACAGACCGCCCCCUCUCCCUGAGGAGGACUACCCUGCGGAGGAUGAGUAUACGGUGUGUGUGGACGAGGACGACCCAUCGGGGGGCACACACAGUCACACACACCCCCCAGGCCUCGCCCUGCCCCUCCCCGCAGCCUCUGAGUACACACUGGCCCACGUGGGCAUGGGGAGGGCCGUCAUCCCGCGCGCCUGCCUGGACCGGAGCACCCCCGCUGGGUGGACGCUCCACGUCGACUCCGACGGGACCUGGGUCUUCACCAGCGACCACAGCCAUGAGCAGAAAUAUUUGGGCCCCAAAUCUGCACAACGUUACCAGUAG
Molecule: messenger RNA, 1241 nt
Organism: Clupea harengus (Atlantic herring)
Lineage: Eukaryota; Metazoa; Chordata; Actinopteri; Clupeiformes; Clupeidae
Gene: arhgap27
Product: rho GTPase-activating protein 27-like
Exons: 4
Coding region: 291-1241 (316 amino acids)
Biological process (GO): regulation of GTPase activity; signal transduction
Cellular component (GO): cytoplasm
Molecular function (GO): protein binding
Source: RefSeq, a predicted model, not a curated record